Messenger RNA from Chenopodium quinoa (quinoa), 2888 nucleotides. Its product is annotated as nuclear pore complex protein NUP98B-like. Gene Ontology annotation, cellular component: nuclear pore; nuclear pore cytoplasmic filaments. The transcript is spliced from 7 exons. Gene Ontology annotation, molecular function: structural constituent of nuclear pore. Lineage: Eukaryota; Viridiplantae; Streptophyta; Magnoliopsida; Caryophyllales; Amaranthaceae. Gene Ontology annotation, biological process: post-transcriptional tethering of RNA polymerase II gene DNA at nuclear periphery; protein import into nucleus; RNA export from nucleus. Bases 309 to 2021 code for a protein of 570 amino acids. The record is from RefSeq and is a predicted model, not a curated record.
GAUAAGACUUUUUCCUAUGCAUGAAUUUUUUUAUUUUUUAUUUUUUAUUUUUUACGGAGUAUUUUUUUAAUUUAACCCGGAAAGAGGUGAGGAUAAAGUCUUCACAAUUCAAAACUUAUUUCAUCACAGUUAGCGUGAAUCCGAAGCUUAAUAAUUUUAGAAAAUUUAGUUAUAUAAUUCUGCUUACUUUUAAAGCUACCUUAACAUAACCAAUCUCCCAUGUAUAUAAUAUAUAUGACGAAUUAUACAAAUCCUUCAUAUCAAUCAAUUUUAGAGAAAUUUCUCGAGAUAUUACGAAAUAUCUAAUUAUGGUGCUACCACCGGAUGUUAAUUCACAACCUAACUCAACUCCAUUUUCUGGAUUUACUUUUCCAAGUAAUUCCAUAGACUUAGGGAAGGCCUUUAGACACCCUCAACUCGAAUUUGAACCUUUUGGCUCAUCAAGCAGUGGAACGUUUGGUCAAGCACGUCGAUCUUUUUCCUGUUCAUCAUUCUCUUUUGAUUCAAGCAAUGGAACUUCUGGUCAAGUCAAACAAAGUCCUUUCGGUAAAUCAAACACUGAAAUUUUUGGCCAAGCACCUGGGACAUCAAAUUCAUGGGGUGCAUUUGGAUCAUCAACGGCCGUACUUGGAUCAACAGAUGCUUCUCCAUCUUCUUGUGGAGCUUGUACUACUGUUGGCAGCUUCAAACAGCAAGGAAGUUGCUUAUAUCCUUUCACUCCAACAGAGGAUAAGCGGGAAAACGAUUUUGCAAUUUCACCAAAGCUGCUCAUGUCAAUAUCAGCUAUGACUGCUAACUGCAACAAGAGCCAUGAAGAAUUAAGAUUAGAGGAUUAUGAGAAGGGAAACAAAGGUAAAAUCUCUACAAGCCCGUUUCAGCCUGCAUCAAGUCAAGCUCCCUGCUCACUAUUUGGGUCUCCAUUCAGUGAACCACCCCGCUCACAAUUUCAGCCUGCAUCAAGUCAAGCUCCCUGCUCACUAUUUGGGUCUCCAUCCAGGGUACCACCCCGCUCACCAUUUCAGUCUGCAUCCAGUCAAGCUCCCGGCGGCUCACUAUUUGGGCCUCCAUCCCGUGAACCACCCCGCUCACCAUUUCAGUCUGCAUCCAGUCAAGCUCCCGGCGGCUCACUAUUUGGGCCUCCAUCCCGUGAACCACAUUGCUCACCAUUCAAGUUUGGAUUUGGGAAAACAACCUCUACAUCACAACAUGGAUUUCAGAGUACAGGUAUUUGUAGCUCAAUACCAGAAGCCGCGUCUAAUGGGGUUAGAUUCUGUAAUUGCAAAUGCAACCAAGCUAAUGCCUUAGCUCGAAUCAACCCAGCUGCCUUUCCAGUAGUACAUGCCAAUACUAGUGAGGCAACUCAAGGCACAAAUACUUUUAUUAGUUACCCUGCCUUUGUCACUUUCAUUCAUCCAGCUGCAGCAGCAAAUGGUGCUCAUUCAACUGCUUUUACAUCUAUUGCAAGCCCUGGAAACCCAAGUACGAGUUCUUUCACAUUCGGCCCAAAUGUAGGUUGUUCAACCCCUCCAAGUACAUCAACCAACAUAGCAACAGCUUCUUGCUUAUUUCCUUCGUUGUCAAGUUGUCCCUCUCUUCAGUCUCCAGCACCAUCAUUCUCACAUAACACACUAGCAGCUAAUCAGGGCGCGGCUAGUGAACCUACCUUCUUUGGAAAGGCAUGUUUGAACAAGCUUAAGGUAGAAGAGACCAAUUACUCUUCUCGCGUUCCAAAAGGUCUUGAAAUCAUCGUAGAAAAGUUGGGUUUCAACCCAUGGUCAAAAGGGCUUGCUAAUGAGCAGGAUUCUGAGAGCAAAGAUAUUCUUCCUUGUGAAGAAGCAAAUAAAGAUGAAGAUAUUAUAGCACUUGCUGAGUUUGCUGUUGAGCAACAAAACGCAUUACAAAAGGUUAAAAAAUUUAAGUUUUUAAGUGUGGUUGCUGCAUGCUUGGAGGCAGUUGGAGGGGGAAGGUAUCACAUUGUCCUGGAUGCUACAAAUACUCGCGUCAGUUUUAUGAGCACGUGAGAAAGGUUCUAUGCAGUGGUGUUGCGUAAGGGAACCGAACGUACCAAUCAAUUGACAUUGCUCGAGAAAUGGCUUGGUGGUGUUGCACCGUACUUUGCAACAUCGUUUUGAUGUUAGGGAUCCUGUUUUUUUUUUUUUUUUUUUUUUUUUUUUUUUUUUUUUUUUUUUUUUCUGCUUUUGGGCUUUUGCAGUUUAUUUUUGCUGAUUAUAGGUAGUAAGAAGCUGUUUAUAAGCAUAUACGAAGUAUAUGAUUAACUAUUCCAUGAAAAUCCUUUAUUAAAUAUAUUGUGCUUAAUUUACUUUAUAUUUUUAAUAGAACUCACCUUUUACUAUCUUAUUUUCGUAAUUAGGUCAAAAUUGAAAAGGUAGAUUAAAUUAGACUAGAUUCAUCAUGUGAAUUGAACAAGUUGCUUUUAAAUCCAACCAAAUUCGAGUUGUCUUUCUCUGACUCUUAAUUUUAACUUAAGUGUUUGUGGCAAAACACAACACUCAAAAAAGUUGAUAUGGUGCACAACUUAUAUUGGCCAUAGCUAAUGCCUAGGGCCUAACACUUUUAACCAAGUCUAAGUAACAUAGAUUAAAUGAAUAAAAGUGGUAAGAAACAUAACAAAAGCCGAUUCCAAUCACCAUUAAUAAUCACUACCAACCUACCAACCUAUCCAAUAAAAGUGCUAAUAGAAUACUUAUUUAAUGUGCACAAUUAUUUAGUAUGUAGCACGAGGUUGCCUUAAUAAUUGAAGCACAUACACAUUGAUCUACGUUACAUACUUUAUUAUAUUGCACUUGCAUGCACGUAACAAUAUUGUAUGCAUUUAUGCGUAGCCUAGCUAGCCAACCGAGGGAACAUAAGCAACAAUGUUGUUUGAA